This is a messenger RNA of Papaver somniferum (opium poppy), 1152 nucleotides long. RefSeq lists its product as uncharacterized. The transcript has a single exon. NCBI's taxonomy places the organism in Eukaryota, Viridiplantae, Streptophyta, Magnoliopsida, Ranunculales, Papaveraceae. Gene Ontology annotation, molecular function: protein binding. The coding region runs from base 200 to 835 and encodes 211 amino acids. The record is from RefSeq and is a predicted model, not a curated record.
UGGUUCCCCGUCGUUGGUCCAACCCGUUACUAGCCAUGCUCUCCAUCACGACAACGUCGAGUCACAGACGCACAAAAACAAUAAACUAACUUUUAGAGACUUUACGAAAACAAAACCUUUUUCAGUCAAAAUCCAAUUCCCAGCAUCCAAUUUGUCGCCAAAUUUCACUCAGUAGAUCGAAUUCCAGAGAGAAGAAAGGAUGAAUUCAGAUAUUAUGAUCCAAGCUCUUCUCCUUCUAUUGGGAGUAAUAAUGUUCUUAGUAAUGAACAAUUACCCCAGAAAACUAAUCUCAAACAUGAGAUUCAGAAACAAAGCAACCGUACAAGCAAAACGCCAUUUCGUAUUAGGCGCACAGCUCUUAGCUCGAGCAAGAUCUACUCAAAACAAAGCAACAUCAUCAAAUUUAGCUAAAGAAGCUAUCAACGAAGCUGAUAAAGCUUUAUCGUUAGAUCCAAAAGAUGCAGCAGCUCAUAUAUUGAAAGCCUUAGUUUUAGAUCUACAAGGUCAUAAAACAUCUGCUUUAAAGUCACUUGAUUCUGCUCUUUCAUUACCAGCAGUUAAAUCUUUAUCAGAUCGUGAACGUGGUGAUGCUUUGUUUAAACGUGCUGAGUUACAUAUAGAUAUUAAUCGGAGAAGAAGAGUUGAUUCAGCUAUUGCUGAUUUGAUUGAAUCGGUUAAACUGAGUUCAGAGAAUUCUAAAGCCUAUUGUAUUUUAGGUCAGUGUUAUGAACAGAAGGAGAUGGUUGAUGAAGCCAGAGUGGCGUAUGAAAGUGCGAAGAAGAUUGAACCUAGUUCCGUGUUGGCUCGUGAGGGUUUGCAGCGAUUGAGGCCUUGAGGUCUGUUUUUGUUUGUAAAUUAGGCUCUACUUUUGGUUUUCAUUCUCUUAGAAUUUUUAACAUCAAUCUGUUAAAGAUCAUAUUCGUAUCGCAUUAGGGAAAAACAAAAAUCAAGAAUCAUUGUAUAAAAAUGGCCUAUGAUCAAAUUACACUCAUGGUUGCGUUAACUGUGUAAAAUUUGGGGUUUCUAUAACAGUGUAUACUAUCUGAUAAUUUAUAAACCCUGUAAUUGCAACAUUUGGGGUUUCUAGAGGUUUUGUUUUCUACAUAUUGUAUGCAGUUUUGUUUAUCUAAUUGGGUGAACUUUUGAUGAAUG